This is a messenger RNA of Seminavis robusta, 1095 nucleotides long. Lineage: Eukaryota; Bacillariophyta; Bacillariophyceae; Naviculales; Naviculaceae. The record is from the annotation of a GenBank genome assembly.
AUGAGAGCUCUCUGGAUCACUCUUUCGGCGCUAGCAUCAAAGUCAGGAGGUCGACGCAUAAUGAGCUCUUCUACAAGUGGGGCAAGACCCAAUAGGGUGCAAAUCCAGGAUCUUUGGAAGAAGCUGAGGUCGAACAAAGCUGGUAUCUUCUUGCUGGAUGGAGGAACCGGAGAAGAACUAUUUCAACGAGGGGUACCAGAUGAUCGCAAGAUUUGGAGUGCCACGGCAUUGGUCCACCCAGAAUACCAACCUGCCCUACGAGAUGUCCACAAGUCCUUUCUCGCAGCAGGAGCCCAAGCCAUCACUACCAAUUCCUAUGGCGUCGUUCCAGGAGUCGGAUUCACCUCUGAAGAAAUUGAAAAACAUGUCACCACGGCUGGACGGAUUGCCCGAGAAACCGUCGAUGAUUUCAACAACAAUAAUCCGCAGUGUGAGCCAAAACUGGUCCUAGGAUCUCUGGGACCCUUGUUGGAAAGUUAUAGGCCAGACAAACUCAUGGAAUCAGAGGAAGGCAUCAAAAUAUACGGUGUCAUGGCACGGGCGUUGCUGCCAUUUGUGGACGUCUUUAUAGCCGAAACAAUGUCUUGCGUUGAAGAGGCUACACAAGCUAUACGUGCUGUCGGAACGCUAGAAAAGGACGACGGAGCAAGUUGCCGGACCAUGAUUGUAUCUUAUACCCUCGCUUCUUCGGGAUGUCUACGGGAUAGCGAGACAGCAACCAGGGCUGUGACCCGGACCAUGGACCUUUGCAAGGAAAGUGGGGUCGAAUUACUCGGAGUGCUGUUUAAUUGCGCCGAACCAGAAGCCAUCACCAAAGCACUUGCAUCCAUCCGAGAAGACUCGGCUCUACAGCAACGAAUGACAGAUCAAGGUGUCUUGACGGGAGCCUACGCCAAUCGCCUCACUCCCGUGGACCCAAACUGGUCCUUGGCAGAGUCAGAAGCUCCUCAGGCAACACGAGAUGACCUGAGUGUAGAGAGAUACUCGAAUGAGUUUGUCUCUCCUUGGGUCAAUGACUUCGGGGCUACCUUUGUGGGAGGUUGUUGUGGAAUUACACCUGCAUACAUUGAGCACAUUCACAAGCACCUUCGCUAG